UGGAGUGGAUUUGGAGCUAUUUGGAAGAGGGAGGGAGGAUUCGAAGAACACCCAGAACCACAGCAGAGCUUGGAGCAAUCAACUGGCAAAUUUGAGAGGGUCGGAGAGGAAUUGGAAGAUACUCAGAUCCCCAGAAUUGGUUGGAGCAAGAAGGGGGUGAGAUCUUGCAAGCGGUCGUUGCAAUCGGUCACCUAGGAAUGGCCGAGAAUCCAUGUGUGACGUGGAGAGAACGCGGAGAAGGCCUAGAAUCGCCAGAUCUGCUGCACCUAUUCCUUUGUUGAUCG
Linum tenue is the source of this 284-nucleotide messenger RNA. NCBI's taxonomy places the organism in Eukaryota, Viridiplantae, Streptophyta, Magnoliopsida, Malpighiales, Linaceae. The record is from the annotation of a GenBank genome assembly.